CGUAACUUGAACGCUUCUCCCGGUGCAAAACUCAGUCAUUUCUGCAAAUUAAUCACACAUUUUCUAUUAGGAUCACUGCAUCUUGUGCCUGACAUUAUAAGCACGAUGACAUUCAAACGCUGCAUGGGGUAUCUUGUAUUCUCCAUUGCAGUCAUCGCCAUGGCUGCUGCAACUGAAACGUAUCCGGAUUAUGCUGAUGAGGCGGUGGAAAAGGCACCUGAAAACUUUCUCCCUGAAUUGUACAGACUCUGGAUGCAACGUAAAGCGCUGGAAAAUGCAGGUUAUGGAAUUCCGAUUGAACAUCUCAUGAUUAGAAAAUCUCAACGAUCUCCUUCUCUGCGCCUUCGAUUUGGACGUUCGGGUCCUGCAAUUCCCACAGGAGUACUUCCAAGACCGAACGGUGGGGCAUUCCAAGACAUCUAAUUGAUGGCAGUUUAAUUAGUUUUCAUACUCAGCUAGAACUUCCGUUGCGUACUUUGUAAGCGUCAUUUCACUAAUUCGAAAUCCCCUUCCCGAUUUACCCGUUUCAUCGAGAAUCAAAUUGGUAUUAUUCCGUAAAAUUACCAAAAUUUUAAUUUUCAAAAAAAUCUUCUCGAGGCUUUUUCAUACAAAAUUUAAAUUAAAAUUUGAAAAUUAUAGAAAUUUGUUUAAAAAUUAUAAUGUAAAACCUCUAUAUUGCAAAAAUAAGAAAUGGUAUCUUUAAGCUUUAAACAGUUUUAUACAUAAUUGGAAACUGUAGUCCCAAUAAUAUGUACAUUAUCCUUUCUUAGAAAAAAAUGAGUAUUAAAAACUUUACCUUUCUGCACGAAAGAAUUAUUUAUAGAAAUCUGAGUGUGCACCUUAUUAGACCCACUCCUUAAAAUGUAUAAUAUCUAACUUUCCAACGGAAUAGUAGCUAUUUGUUUGCUCUUCUUUUCUCACUGUAGUAAUAUAUAACGCAACUAAUUUUGUCUAAUAAUGAAUAAACAGGAAAGAAAAUUUUUUGCAAUAAUUAACUUUUAAGAGAUUUCAUUUCAGUAUCUUCUAAUUCAUAAUUAUUAUGAUAAAUGUCAGUUUAAUUACCUAAGUAUGACAAUCAAUGGAUUCGGAAUUUAAAAAGUUAGCCAACUUAUUUAUGUAAUUUUAGCACUAACAAAUGAUUGUGGACUUAUUUGCGACAAAUAACUUUAUGCUUAUAACUUUAUAACUUCAUAACUUUAUGCUUGUUAUUCGCGCUGAAAUGAAAUAUUAUUUAGAAAAGGUCGAAACAAUUAUUUAUUAUUCCAAAUUAAUGUUUUGGCUAACUCUAGAUAUUUAUACAUUUAUGUAUUAAAUAUAAGCUGUAAGUAUAUUAGCGUUGCGCAAAAUAUAGGCGAUUUACCUCAAUGUUUUCUUCGAGUGUGUUAAAGUAGCAAUCGUUUUUAUUAAAAAAUAAAUAAAUUCGCAACUUUUUAUUCGCCAAAUCACAGAAAAAAAAACAAUAAUUGGUGUAGGUUCAAUCAAACAAAAAUUAUCAUUUUAGAUUCAAUAGAUGUGCCAAAUAUUGUGAUCGUCGUGCACAAAAAAAUAACCCAGUGUACCACUUUUCUUGCACAUUAUCACUUUUUAACCAAGAAUGCGAAAAUCUGCAUUCAGAAUUUGAAAGAUCCCCAAAAUCUGAAUGCGCGAUGACCGAAAAGAGGACUGUGUAAGUAGCUGUUCCAAAAAUUAAAGUAAAUUGCUGAAUAUGAAGAGAUGUGAAUAAUAACAGAGAAAAAUAUCUGAGAUAAGAUAAUACAAGUCACUAUUAGAAUCAGAAAAACCAAAAUGAAAUUUCAGAAAUUAAACAUUAAUUCACUUAUUAUUCAUUGUACCAACUAAAUAAGAACAACAAAAUACGCUACAGAGUUCAAAGAUUUGAUGAUUCGAAAAAAAUGUACAAUAGCCUAAACAAUUAUUUGCGAAAUGUAUUUUCUAAUUCGAGAUUGACUUGUCCUAGAGUUUCUCAGAAAAUCUUAAAACUGCAUUUUAAAUGUAUAAUAUAUAGCCAUUUUCGCGACUAUCUUCAAUAUCAAUCAUGUAACUUUUUCGUUUUGAAUACACAAUACCUGAAAA
This is a messenger RNA of Belonocnema kinseyi, 2073 nucleotides long. Its product is annotated as short neuropeptide F-like. The coding region runs from base 106 to 423 and encodes 105 amino acids. Lineage: Eukaryota; Metazoa; Arthropoda; Insecta; Hymenoptera; Cynipidae. The record is from RefSeq and is a predicted model, not a curated record. The transcript has 4 exons.